Messenger RNA from Paramormyrops kingsleyae, 2800 nucleotides. NCBI's taxonomy places the organism in Eukaryota, Metazoa, Chordata, Actinopteri, Osteoglossiformes, Mormyridae. The record is from RefSeq and is a predicted model, not a curated record.
GUCCACCAGGGGAUCCUGGAGUUGAUGGGCCCAAUGGAAAUAUAGGUUUUCCAGGAGCCAAUGGUGCACCUGGUAAAGCAGGAUUGCCAGGAUGCAAAGGAGCUAAGGGCGAUGCUGGUGCUCAGGGCACCGCCGGCUGUCAAGGACUGAUAGGCACUCAUGGACCAAAAGGACAUAAAGGUGAACCCAGCCCCCCUGGAUUUGGCCAAAAAGGAGCAAGAGGAGCAAAGGGUGAUCCAGGACAGCAAGGCAUUAAAGGAGAGAAAGGGGAAAUAGGUGAACCUGGAAGCCUAGGACCUCAUGGCCAAAGUGGUUCUCCUGGUCCUAGAGGAAAUGAGGGAUUCCCAGGAAAUGAAGGAAGUCCAGGCUUACCAGGAGAGAGGGGAUCAGAUGGCAUUCGUGGCCUCAAUGGGCUCCCAGGGCCUAAAGGCCUUCAGGGAAACCCAGGUGUGGCUGGUUUUCCAGGACCUGCUGGCCCCAAAGGCCAACAAGCACUCUGUGGCUUCCCUGGUUCGUUGGGAGAGAAGGGGGAUUUUGGAGCUUUUGUGAUUGGAGAGCUGGGCCCAGAUGGGCCAAAGGGCCCAGAAGGUCCCAAAGGAGACAUGGGUCACAUAGGCCCCCUUGGGCCUCCUGGUCCCAGUGGUGUCUGUGGAGAAAAAGGCUCCAAAGGACCCCAAGGCCCUCAGGGAAGAACUGGUGCAUGUGGGCAAAAAGGAAUGUGUUAUUGUGGUCUGAAAGGAGACCGUGGGCAUCAUGGUUUGACUGGGGACAGUGGGUUCAAGGGUUCCAGGGGACCCCCGGGGCCUCCAGGGCCAGGGCUUAAAGGUGACAAAGGUGACACUGGGGAAACAGGUACAGCUGGGCAACCUGGGGAGAAAGGAGACCAUGGGGUCACAGGCAAACGUGGAGAAGAUGGCUUGCCUGGUAAUCAGGGACUCAUUGGUGACACUGGGCCUCCUGGAGAUAAGGGAGAUAUUGGUACAAACGGGAAUCCAGGCUGUCCAGGACCCAAGGGUAACUCUGGAUCAAAAGGCCCUCAGGGAAAACCAGGUCCAUGUGUUAUGAUAAAUGAUCCAACGCUCAUCAGUGGGGAGCAAGGUCCAAGAGGAGCUCCAGGGAUCCAAGGAGGGCAGGGACCUCCAGGGAAAAAGGGAACUCCGGGAAAAUGUGGACCUACUGGCCAGAAAGGGAUAACUGGAAAGGCUGGAUUUCCAGGACCACAAGGAGUGUUAGGUCAGAAAGGAGAGACAGGUUUGCCAGGGCCACAAGGAUUGCAGGGGCCUCGAGGGCCCCCAGGCAAGAAGGGUAUCCGUGGUCCCCCUGGUGCUUUUGUCCCAAGAAUUUCCAAAAACAGCUUUAUUUUCGCUCGACACAGCCAGACAGCUACUGAGCCCAGCUGUCCAGAGGACAGUAAUCAGAUGUGGUCUGGAUUCUCCCUCAUCUUCGUCAAUGGGAACAACAUGGGGCAUGGCCAAGAUCUGGGUGCACUUGGAAGCUGCCUCCCCCAGUUCUCCACUAUGCCCUUUCUAUUUUGCAGCCCUAACAGCAUUUGUCACUAUGCUUCUCGCAACGACUUCUCCUAUUGGCUGUCCACAGAUGAAGCAAUGCCUGACAAUAUGAUGCUCAUCUCUGCGCAUCUUCUAAGGCCAUACAUAAGCAGGUGUACAGUAUGUGAAGGCAGUGCAAAUACUAUUGCAUUUCAUAGUCAAUCUACUGAGAUCCCAGAUUGUCCAGAAGAAUGGGUGUCUCUUUGGACUGGCUUUUCCUACAUUGUGCAAACGGGAUCCGGCUCUGAGGGCUCAGGCCAGCCUCUGCAAUCUCCUGGUUCCUGCCUGGAAAAAUUCUAUAAAGUCCCCUUUAUCGAAUGCCAUGGCCGCGGCACCUGUAACUACUACAGUGAUUCCUACAGCUAUUGGCUGGCUGCGCUUAACUCUGACAGCAUGUUCCAGAAGCCAGCAGGCCGGACGAUAAAAUCAGACGUUCCAGGAAGCCUCAUCAGCCGUUGUCGAGUUUGUAUGAAGCAAUAACUGUAAUAAGCUGUACUUAUGGCAAUACUAGGGUGCGUUCUCUGAUAAGUGUCUCUUAGCGUAUUACUAAGACUUGAAAGAUAUACUUUAUUCAAGUUGUUUAUUGUUCUACAUCUGUUCUUCAAACUGUCCCUAAGAGUUUGCCUAGGGAUAGCUUCUUAAAUGUGAUGUAUCUACGCACCCUCCAUAGGGAUGGUGCCAGAUUGGUUGACACUGUUGACUCAAUUAUUGCUUUCAUGCAUCAACUGCUUGACUGUGGCAUGAGAGAAAGAGGUGUUCUUUAUAAAUAUAACACAGCAGGACUGCUUCAGAAUAUUACAUUAAUCAGAACUGAGAAACUAAAAAUAAAGUACAAAAUUAACAAAUUGAAUCAUCUAACUUCAGGAACCCACCUCCUCAAAUCUAUUUUGACACCAUUUAAUUUUUGUUUGUUCUAUAAAACAUCUGUGUUCACCAAUAUGUGUGUAUGUCAUUGAUACUGGGACAAGCAAUGGCACAAUUUCCAAAAGAAAUGUUGCAUUACUGCCUUAUAAGAGAAUGUCCAGUGUGCUACAAUGACUAAUAACUAUUCCAGGGUGUUUUUGAGGAAAAAUACAUUGGACUUGUAUCUGAAUGUUCCUGCAGUGUCAACUCAUUAAAAUCAUGAACCAAAGUUGUGAUAUAGUAUGACUUUCCCUCAGUAGAGAAGUAUGUCUAUUGCAGGGAUGUCAAAAAUAGGGGGGGCACCCCCCUCAAUAAACAAACAAACAAUAAAUAAAUAAACAACAAACAAA